AUGUCUGCCGCACCAGUUUCUUCCUCGACCUACCUCGACGCGGUCAAGUAUCGCCGUACGGUGUACGGAAUCAACGACAAGUCGCCAAUCCCAGACUCGCGGAUCGAGGAACUCGUCAAUGAGACGAUCCUCACUACCCCGUCCUCGUUCAACAGCCAAAGCACUCGAGUCCUUGUCGUUCUCGGCGAGCAGCACAAGAAGUUCUGGGACGCCGUGAGCGAGGCCACCAAGGCCAUCAUCUUGAAGUACAAGGGCGAGGAGGACUGGAAGCGCAACGAGGGCCGCCUUCAGGGAUUCCGAAACGGCUACGGCACCAUCGCCUUCUACGAAAACCAAGCAUCCGUGAAGGUCAUGCAAGAGAAGUUCGCCGAUUUCGCCGAUGCCUUCCCACAGUUCUCAGAGCACACUUCUGCCAUGCAUCAGAUCACGCUCUGGACUGCACUCGAGCUCGAGGGCUUUGGCGCCAGCUUACAGCAUCAGUAUGCCAUUCCAGGCGUGGACGAUGCGGUCAAGAAGCAGUUCGAUCUGCCAUCGGAGUGGAAUGCGAAGGCGUACUUGGUCUUUGGCGGUAAGGCGCAGGACCACCCCAACCGACCUGACAAGCUUCCUCUCAAGGAGACUGUCAAGUUCUUGAAUUAG
This is a messenger RNA of Zasmidium cellare ATCC 36951, 639 nucleotides long. RefSeq lists its product as uncharacterized. The coding region runs from base 1 to 639 and encodes 212 amino acids. Lineage: Eukaryota; Fungi; Ascomycota; Dothideomycetes; Mycosphaerellales; Mycosphaerellaceae. Gene Ontology annotation, biological process: cellular response to oxidative stress. The record is from RefSeq and is a predicted model, not a curated record. The transcript is spliced from 2 exons.